CCCCAAAGAGAGACGCUUAAUCCGCCAUUUUAGCUGCGUCGACAUGCACACAAUUGUAAAGGGACGCAGCGUUUAAGUCUUAAUUUCUGUAUUAAAAAAGUGUAAUAUAGGCGAACACAAGAGGAGGCAAAACGAGUCCUUUGAAAGUACACGCCAAGCAGAGAAAGGGGCGGAAGAUGGCGGUCGACAGGCGAGACGAGAAAGAUGGAGAGUUGAAUGUCCUGGAUGACAUUCUGACUGAAGCACCAGACCAAGAUGACGAGCUCUACAACCCAGAGAGCGAGCAUGAUGUCAGUGACAAAAAAGGGUCCAAGAGGAAGAACGACCGCGGGGACAACCUGGAGAGCAAGAGGCUGAGGUCCUCGGGGCACACGCGCCAGGCCAUCAAAAGAUCCAUGCCGUCGAGCGGGGCCAACGGCAAGAAGCCCGUCACCCCCAGGAGCAGGCACUCUGCGGAGUACAAGGGCGAGGACUACCACUACGACAGGAGCGAGGACAGGAAGAACCACAGCGCGCGAGGGGGCGCCUCCAGGGGGGAUCCCUCCAAAUCGCACAGCGAGAAGCCCCUGUCCCGCAGGAGAGAGCCUGACAGGAGGCCCAAACCUCUAAUGCCCGAGCUGUCGGAGAAGCUGCGCCGCACCAGCGAUGAGAGCAUGGGCAGAGUGAGCCACUCCUCCAAGGAGGAGGCCAACUCGGAGGAGUACGCCUCCGACCAGGACACGGGCAGCUCCGUCGACUCCUCCGAGGGCAACCGCUCCGACCUGGAGGAAGAGGAGGUCAUGGAGGACGAGGAAGAGGAAGGGGAGAAGGGCGUGGAGGAGGAGGAAGACGAAGAGGAAGAAGAGGAGGAGGAGGAGGAAGGCGAGGAGGAGGAAGAGUACGAGUUGGAGGAAGGGGAUCAGCGGGACGGGAACGAGCAGAACGACUACGACACUCGCAGCGAGGCCAGCGACUCCCAAUCAGAGUCCGUCUCCUUCUCGGAGGGCGAGUCCGUGCGCUCCGGAUCCGGCUCUGACGCCUCAGAUGAGGAAAGAAAAGAGAAGAAGCACGCUAGAGGGAUAUCUCCAAUCGUUUUUGAUAGAAGUGGAAGCUCAGCUUCAGAAUCAUAUGCAGGUUCUGAGAAGAAACACGAGAAACUUCCCUCCUCAGUUCGAGCCGUUCGCAAAGAUCAGACAAGCAAGCUGAAGUACAUUUUGCGGGAUGCCAGGUUUUUCCUGAUUAAAAGCAACAACCACGAGAAUGUUUCUCUGGCCAAAGCGAAGGGUGUUUGGUCCACACUGCCAGUCAACGAGAAGAAGCUGAACGCUGCCUUCCGCUCAGCCAGGAGUGUUAUACUGAUUUUCUCCGUCAGGGAGAGCGGAAAGUUUCAAGGGUUUGCGCGGCUCUCAUCUGAAUCCCACCACGGAGGGUCUCCAAUUCACUGGGUCCUCCCUGCGGGAAUGAACGCCAAAAUGCUGGGAGGAGUUUUCAAAAUUGACUGGAUUUGCAGGAGGGAGUUGCCCUUCACCAAAACCGCACACCUCUCCAAUCCAUGGAAUGAACACAAACCUGUGAAAAUUGGACGUGAUGGACAGGAAAUUGAGCCUGAAUGUGGAACGCAGCUCUGCUUGCUUUUUCCCCCCGACGAGAGCAUUGACUUGUAUCAGGUUAUUCAUAAAAUGCGUCACAAGAGGAGGAUGCACUCGGAGCCCCGCUCUCGAGGACGGCCGCCGCACCGAGAGCCCGGCCGCGAUCUGGGAAGGCGUCGACCAGAGGAAUAUGACAUGCACAACAGGAAACGACCAAGGAUUGACUAUCCGCCAGAAUUCCCUCAAAGACCAGGUUUCAUGCAAGACCCUCGCAAUCAGCCUGUUGACAGACGGUUCUCUGGAGUACGGAGGGAUGUGUUCCUGAAUGGGUCUUACAAUGAUUACAUGAGAGAAUUUCAUCAUAACAUUGGGCCACCACCCCCUUGGCAAGGAAUGGCACCAUAUCCUGGAAUGGAGCAGCCCCCUCACCAUCCAUACUACCAGCACCACCCGCCACCACCCCAAGCCCACCCGCCAUACUCUGGCCACCACCCCGUGCCACAUGACGCCAGAUUCAGAGAGAAACGGGUUGUCCGUUCGUUUUCCUCAAGUCUGCAUGACUAUGACAUGCGGGUCGAUGACUUCCUGCGUCGCACCCAGGCAGUGGUGAGCGGCCGUCGCAGCCGCCCCCGAGAGCGCGACCGGCAGAGGGAGCGCGACCGCCCCAGAGACGCCCGUCGGGACCGCGAGAGAGACCGCGGGCGCGAACGUGACCGGGAGAGGGACAGGAUCCGGGAUAGAGAGAGGGAGAAGGAGAGGGGGCGCUACAGGAGAUAGUGACAG
Molecule: messenger RNA, 2351 nt
Organism: Megalops cyprinoides (Indo-Pacific tarpon)
Lineage: Eukaryota; Metazoa; Chordata; Actinopteri; Elopiformes; Megalopidae
Gene: ythdc1
Product: YTH domain containing 1
Exons: 17
Coding region: 177-2345 (722 amino acids)
Biological process (GO): regulation of alternative mRNA splicing, via spliceosome; mRNA splicing, via spliceosome
Cellular component (GO): nucleoplasm
Molecular function (GO): N6-methyladenosine-containing RNA reader activity; mRNA binding
Source: RefSeq, a predicted model, not a curated record